Bursaphelenchus xylophilus (pine wood nematode) is the source of this 735-nucleotide messenger RNA. Lineage: Eukaryota; Metazoa; Nematoda; Chromadorea; Rhabditida; Aphelenchoididae. The record is from the annotation of a GenBank genome assembly.
AUGGCCCCAUCCAAGACCUCCAGCAAGUCCUCCAGAGCCGCUCCGAAGGCCGCCAAACCCGCUGCUCCGCCGAAGAAGGAGGCCAAAGGACGAGAAGGACCUGGAUUGAUGAGUCAGAUGGCGGCUACGGCCGCUGGCGCUGCGGUUGGGUCGGCUGUUGGACAUGCCGUUGGGCAUUCGUUGGUCGGCGGGAGCAAAGGUAAGAAAAAUCCUUUAAAUGGCCUAAAAUGUUUAGGCCAUUUUUCUAGGUGAUCCUAGCGGUCAGAAUUACCCACUAAGAUUAUUAUAGCUAGAUCAAGAAAAUUGGUCGGAUUUGAUCAAAAUUAGAAUUUUUGGCCGAGUCUUUUUUUGUCGUUUAAUUAUACAGGAUGCGCCAAAAAAUGGACAAAUUUUUUGGCUUUGGGAUAAGGUAUUUGGGGACACGUUUCGGUCCAAUAAAUAGCGAUGUGCAAGCAAUAUAUUCACGAUAAAGAUUGAGUUAUAAUUUUAUUGCAACUUUUUUUUUCGGGGGUUCAAGUUGUGCAUGUUCCGAUCGUAUAUAAUUCUCGAAAGUGUGAAUUUUGGAAAGUUAUCCCCUUUUCAGGUUCCGCUUCGGAUUCCCCGAACACCUCUAAGAAGCCUUGCGAUUCCGAAUGGCAGCAGUACGUGGAAUGUGUGGAGCGAGACAAGGACCCUCAACUUUGUAAACAAUUGCUUGAACUGUUCACUGACUGCCGCAGAACUGCUGGAAAAUAA